AUGCUUCUGAAUCAGUCCAAUGGGAUUCGGAUCACCACCAAACAGAUAGCUGGCUGGCAGCGGAUUCCUAAUACAUCGAUCCAGUCAAAGCCUCUCAUUAUCUACCAUAACGCCUUUGAUGCAACGCCAUCCGAGCUGGCAGCGCAUUUGGAGAAGGUCGGUGCAGUUUCCCCUCAGUGGACGUACACCAUGUACAACACGACGCACUACCACUCGACCACUCACGAGGUUCUGGGGGUUGUCUCGGGCCGUGCGCGGCUCUGCUUUGGAGGAGAGGGGAAUCCCAACCGCUUCGAGCCAACCGUUGGGAAGGGGGAUCUGAUCAUUGUUCCUGCCGGUGUUGGCCAUAGGCUGCUAGUUGACUUGGACGCCCACCAGAAUGCGUUCAAAAUGCUUGGUGCUUAUCCACCAGGCAAGCAGUGGGAUAUGUGCUAUGGGAAACCGGGGGAGGAAGAGAAGGCUGGGACCAUCAAGAAGCUGGCAUGGUUUCACCUGGAUCCUCUGUAUGGAAGGAAUGGGCCAGUUUUGCAUGUUUAG
Monascus purpureus is the source of this 537-nucleotide messenger RNA. The record is from the annotation of a GenBank genome assembly. NCBI's taxonomy places the organism in Eukaryota, Fungi, Ascomycota, Eurotiomycetes, Eurotiales, Aspergillaceae.